CGUGGCAUGCAAUGUUAAUGUGUGCAAGUUAUCUUAUCCGUUGUUACUUGAGAAGUUACAUUUCAAUUACGCAGUAUGAUUGUUACACUAAGAAGUGAAGUUGCAGCUCUUAAAUAUGUUUUAUCUGCUGACAUUAUUCAUUUGGACAAUAAUAUAAUGUACGUUAUAUAACAGGAGGGAAAACUUGAGAGCUUUAGAGCUUGCGUCGGAACAUGGAGAUUAGAAACAAGGAUGGCGUAACAUUAUUCCGCGGCUGACCUCUGGCUACAUCUUGAACAAUGAGUCAGGACAUAGACUGCUCUUGUGAAGCUCGUUUUGUUGGACGCCAAGAUGAGUUACGUGAUCUUCAAUCGUCAUGGAGCACAAAAAAAAUGUUCGGAAUAUUUGGCAUGCGAUCAGUUGGUACAUCACGAUUAGCAAAGGAGUUUCUGGCUAGUGUUUCAGAGAGUCUCGACAAAGUCAUUUAUAUUGAUUUGGAAGCUACGAGCGAUAUAACAACAAUGUUUACCAACAUGUGUGCACGUCUUGGUAUACCUACUGGCUCACAUUCAGGCGAACCAAUUUUUUGGGAAAAUAAAAUGUUUGAAGAGCUAACUACUAACAAAACGAAAUACGUUUUCUUUUUUGACAAUGCGGAGCAUUUUCUUGACCUUGAAUCACAAACACGGGACCUCAUUCAAAAUCUGUUUAUAAACCUUCUUAGCCUAGACAAUGUUCAUGUCAUUCUCACAUCGACGACUAAAUUUCAACUGGCCAGUAUGUGGCGAAUAUACCACAUUUGUGAAGUCCGGCCUUUGAAUCUUUCUGAAUCUGCCGAAUUGAUUAUGUCCGAAGCGAAAGGUGUAGACUUUGCAGAAUACAUCGACCCACUUGUAGAGUUAAGUGAAGGUUUGCCCCUAUUAAUCCUAAUGAUUGCAUCGGAGCUGCGCGAUAGCAGUGGUAUGCUGACACCAAAAGACAUGGUAGAGUUCCUAGCAACGGCCAGAUUGAAGGUUCUUAGUCCAGAGUCGUACCCCAAAACGGACGGAGUGGGUAACGUGUACCACACUUUUAUCGAGCGUCUGGCCUUCGUCUUGAAAGAGAAAUACACAAUCCUUAACUUCAUCCCGGGUUCAUUUAAUGCCGAGGAGGCGCGGUCGAUGCUGGAUGCUCCGACACAGGCGACUGUCAAACACCAGGUUCUUGUACCAAAGAUAAACCGUCACUUUUUGAAUUACGACCCUGCACAGCAAAGGUUUAACAUACAAGGGAUUCUUAGAGAAUGUUUGACUACAUUCUAUGUAAUUCGAAAUCUUCCAGAGAUAAGAAGGAGAUACUGUCAAACGUUUUCUAUAGUUCUGACGGACAUAUCACGACGUUUCCAUUCCCAUGAAUAUGCCAGCGCUCUUUCAGAGUUCGCUGUGGAGCAACCUAAUCUUCAGAAGUUGUUGGCUGAAAUACAUCAUACAACUCAGGACACGUAUGCCUUCUUCAUUCAGAUGGCCACUGAGUGCACAUCAUUUAUUGAGAAAUAUAUGGCUGGUAACUGUGAAGACUUUUACGGUGAAUGCAAGCGCGCUGCCUCUCGAUACGGCAAAGAAACCGACGUUGCUCUUGUGAACGUGGCUGUUGGAAGUAUCUUCACAAAUGUUAAGGGCGAUCUUCGGGAGGGAUUACGGAUCUAUAAAGACGCCUUAAAAGUAUUGGAGGGAACUGGAAAAUCAAAAGCACUUGCCACCGUGUACCAGGGUAUUGGGUAUAACUUGAUGAUGCAGGAUUAUUAUGUCACAGCCUUAAGUUACUUGAAAAAGUCAUACUGUAUAUCAAGUUCUUCUGGAAAGGACUUCCAAGCUCUUGUUUUGCAGUCUUUAAACAGCAUGGGCAUAACUUUAGUAUGGCUUGGCCGAUUUGAGCAAUCUGAAAAGAUUCUUCUUAAAUCUCUCGAAACGACUAAAAAAGCACACGGACCAUUUCAUCCUGGCGUUGGUGUAGUCCUUAAUAACCUAGGUUUAAUGUAUCACCAAAAAGGAGAUGCUGAAAUGGCUUUUAAAUAUUUUCAAGAAGGUCUACGUAUUAAAAAGCAAACAAAAACAACACAUCAGUCUUUAAUUGCAUCUCUUACUAAUGUGGCUAUACAAUACCUAAAUUUGAAUAAAACGAACAAAGCAGAGCAAUUGCUGAAUGAAGCUCAUAAUAUACUCUACAACGAGAAUGUAAAAGACGCUGGCACAAUCUCGUAUGUCAAUAAUACACUUGGGAGAAUGUAUAUAAAAGUAAGCAAUUUAGACAAAGCGGAAGAGAUGUUUACAAAAGCGUUGGAAGUUCGUGCUGAAACAGCCACUGGUCAAUAUACUCACGUUCAAAGUCUUGUUCAUUUGAUGGAAGUAGCCUUAGAGAAAGGCCAGUAUAGAAAGUGCAUUGAGCUCGGGAAUUCUGUUGAAACCUUUCGAAAUGACAUGAUCACAAAACGCCCAAGGCUUCCACAGCUUCAGGAAUGUUAUGGGUAUCGUAAAAGGGCAUACGAAUAUUUGGAUGAUAGUGAUGGAGCAAACCAAGCAUUGGAAAAUAAGUUACUUGAACUUUCGCGGUUGUACGAUGUUUAUCGCGGCGAUCGAAAUCAGACGAAGGCCAAAGAAAUAUUGGCAAAGAUACGGGAAACAAAACUGGGCAGGGACUGUUCUGCAUAGAAAACUGAGUAACUUAUAGCAAAAUAAUGACAACAUAAAAAUAGCUUACUUGGUUUGCAAGUAAGUCUAUGUUUAUCCAAUUAUCUACAAUCUAUGUUUAUUAAUAUGAUUUGGGUGUGUAGUUAAUAUGUUUGGUUUGACAAUAUCAGUUAAUUCAUCCCAUAUUUUAAGCUAUUGUAUUUGUAUAUCUUAUACAAACUGUGAUUCUGUCAGCUAAAAGAUUAUUUCAAACCAAUUUAAUUUCAUUAAUAUUACUUUAAUCGAGCUAAUUGAUUGGCAGGAAUUCAACUAUUCGCCGAGUAAUUACAAAUAACUAGUAAGUAGCAUUUAACAAAUCGAAUUUUGUUGAUACUGUUGAAAGUUCGACAAAGUAUAGAUACUAUAAGCAAAUACCUAAAAAUGUUCAUUUAAGAGUUUCCCUUAAAUCAACAGAGUCACUUAUAUCCAAUGUGACUAACAAGAAAGGCUGUGGUGGUUCGGUUGCUCAAAACUUUAACUUCCGUUAGGUUAACCCACGUUUAAGUAUACACAUAAACAAUAUUAAAAACAUAAUUAAUAUGAUAACCAAACAAAAAAACUUGAUUGAGGAUAGCUGAUUGUUAACAAAAAAGCGCACAUAUUUAAGGUUAACCAGAAUAAUUUGAUCCGCUUCGGAAGAUAUCAACUCGGCCCGCACUAGCUAACAUAUGUAAUUGCAGUUAAUGGCAACUGCAUAUAAAAAAUGAUGCAGAAAGCAAUGUAUUAUACACAUAUUAGAUCUUAUCUAUUUUUUAAUUUAUAACUACUGUUUAGUAAUUUUGCAGACUUAAAUAUAUUUCUUUAAAUGAACAUACGUUUACUAAAUUAACUGUCUUUAAUGUUUACCCUCACCAAGCGAUAUUUUGUUAAUGGACUGUAAGGCAUUUGACAGUGUAUCCACGUUUAAUCAGCAAAACAAUAAUAAGAUAACUUUUUAUUUAAAUCUGAACAGUUCUUUCACAUUAUUAAGAUUAUUACAAUUAGUUAGAAAUGCACGUUGAACCAUACAUUUGAGACAUACAAUAUCAAGUUGGUAUUAUUAACUUAAAUAAUAAAAUAAAAACGAAAUAACCCUAAAUAAAUAACAUGUCCCUAAUAUAUAAUUGCACCGGAGUACUUCUACACGUAGAUUUGCUGACGGGUGUGAUAACAAUUCAUUUGGGUCGUACUCUGUGAAAAAGGGGUGUAAUGCAUGUGCGUAAAGUUUCGCCCCAGAUUAACAUGUACACAGGCUAAUCAGGGACGACACUUUCCGCCUAAACUUGAUAUUUGCUAAGACGAGACUUUCUUUAAACGAAAAAUAUCAAAAAUGCAGAGAGUGUCGUCCCUGAUUAGCCUGUGCGGCACAUGCUUAUCUGGGACGACACUUUACGCACAUGUAUUUAACCCCCCGUUCACAGAGAACGACCCAUUAAAAAAAAUAUAGUUUAUAAUCUUGAGCUAAACAGUCUCAGGCGAAAUGCACUUUUAAGUUGAUUCAGCAAGAUUUUUAACCGCUGUAAUUCACAAGCACACUUUAUAUCUAGAAGAUAAUAAUACAUUGUUAAUGAAAAUCGAACACGGGCUUUAGUUCAGAUUAUUUGACUUGCGAUCAUAUAUUCACAUUAAAUAUGCUUGUUCUAAGUGUAAAGGCUACUAAAUAAAAAGUAUUUUAUUACAUUUCACGAUACAUAAAAGUGUGUAUUUUAAUAUUAAAUCAGUUUUAUGUUUUUCA
Molecule: messenger RNA, 4398 nt
Organism: Dreissena polymorpha
Lineage: Eukaryota; Metazoa; Mollusca; Bivalvia; Myida; Dreissenidae
Exons: 9
Coding region: 279-2666 (795 amino acids)
Molecular function (GO): protein binding
Source: RefSeq, a predicted model, not a curated record